AACAAAAUCCCAUAGCUCACAAGAAAAUAGUCUCUGGCGUGUAAAGAUAUUUAAUUAAUUUAAAUAAAAGAUUUUUGUUUAAAUAUGUCUGAAAACUCUGCUGAAGGCGCCGUUGGAGGCGAUGUUAAUAACAAUGGCACCGAGGUGGAGGAGCAAGUGGAACAACCAGCUGCACAGCCACAAAAUGAGCUUCUCGAUAUGGUAUUCACAUUGGAGAGCGAGAAACAAGCGUUGCUAGAGGAGUCUCGCAAAAGAAUCGGUGCUCUGCGUAAAGAUUUUGAGGAAGCGCGUUGUGAGAAUGAAAGGCUAAAGAAGCGGGUGUCCAAUUUGGAGCAGUCUCUCAAACAGUCGGUGAUGCUGGGUGGCGUGGAUGCGCCCAAAUCACGUCAAGAGCAGGAUGAAUUGCUACUCAAAGCCAAAACGCUGCUCUUCGAGAAGACCAAAGUGAACAAACAGCAGGAACAACAGAUUGCUGUGCUUAAGGAGCAAGUCGAUUCCAUCAAAGAAGUGCUGCAGGUUACCAAAGACAUGUUGCAGUUGAAGACCACAGAAUGCGAGCACACGGAGGCACGGCUGGAGAAGAGUCAGCUCUGGAUUAAGGCCGAGCAAGACAAGUGUUUGUUGACCGAAAAGAAGCUGCUCAUCUCGAAGGCUGUGUACGAUAAGCUGCGAGCGGAAUACGACACACAGUCCAAGAUAUUUAAGGAUCUAAAAUCCGCCUAUGAACAAAAGUUGAAGGUGCUGAGCAUCGCAUUGGAGGAGGCCAAGAAAUAGUUGAACAUUUUAAUAAACUACAUAAUGUUAA
Molecule: messenger RNA, 805 nt
Organism: Drosophila albomicans
Lineage: Eukaryota; Metazoa; Arthropoda; Insecta; Diptera; Drosophilidae
Exons: 3
Coding region: 85-774 (229 amino acids)
Source: RefSeq, a predicted model, not a curated record